Cladophialophora carrionii CBS 160.54 is the source of this 2892-nucleotide messenger RNA. RefSeq lists its product as uncharacterized. Gene Ontology annotation, biological process: regulation of transcription by RNA polymerase II; DNA-templated transcription. Gene Ontology annotation, molecular function: DNA-binding transcription factor activity, RNA polymerase II-specific; zinc ion binding; RNA polymerase II cis-regulatory region sequence-specific DNA binding. The coding region runs from base 1 to 2892 and encodes 963 amino acids. The record is from RefSeq and is a predicted model, not a curated record. The transcript is spliced from 2 exons. Gene Ontology annotation, cellular component: chromatin. NCBI's taxonomy places the organism in Eukaryota, Fungi, Ascomycota, Eurotiomycetes, Chaetothyriales, Herpotrichiellaceae.
AUGUCUGAACCCAAGCGCCCCCGUCUCGACCAGACGGGUCUUAGCAAUCCCCACGCGACUGAGCAGGCCGGGCUUAGCACCAACUCUUCUCCCGACGGUCGACGCCGCUCGAGCUCGGGCAGAACGGAGGGUCGCCGCCGCUUCGAGUGUACUUACGCAGGGUGUGGUCGCAAUUAUUCACGCGCGGAGCACCUUUACCGCCACCAGCUCAAUCACAAUCCCAAGGAAAUCUACAAAUGUGACUACCCAGGAUGCUCCAGAACGUUCGUCCGACAGGACCUGUGCAUUCGCCACAGGGAGCGGCAUGAGAACUAUGAGAGUCGGAGAAAGUCGAUGUCGAAGCACCCAGACUCUACUCGCGAGCCAUUGUCCCCUUCACUCAGCGAGGAGGCUGUCAACAGUCCCACGUCCCCAACCUCGAACACGUUCACGACGCCGAGGGCUGUCUCAGAUGCGAUGCAAUCGCCUCCUCUAGGUCGGGCACCUUAUUCGACAGACUCCACUUUCAAAGUCACUAACCUGCAAGCCAUUAUCGACCAAAAUGUCUCAGAGACGAAUGAGACGAGCAGCCACAUGCCGGCAGACGUUUUCCAACAGCCGCCUGUGCCGCAUGAUCUUCACGCUGUUCUGCAGCCUCCUGUACAGUCCGGCGAUCGGGUACACGCAGAGGCAUCUACGGGGUCAUCGUCCGCAACCGGAAGACCCUCUGGAAUUCCCGACAAUAUGUUCGACAAUCUAAAUCCCUCUGUGUUGAACAGGUCGAGAACCCUUUCAAGCAGUUCCAGACUUCCGACAAUCGGUGACCCACAGGUUUCUGAGGGCGCAUCAGCAACGUACCCUCUGCCCAGCCUAGGGGACCAGACCCUGAACGAUUCGCCUCUGUCCGUCCGAGACGAGUUUGCUGCCUGGCUGUUUGAGGACUCCAGCGCGUUCCACUCCGCUCCAUUCUCAAUAGGCACCCAAGGAGGCCUGGGAUUUUCCGCUGGUUCCGACACGUUUGGCAAUGCAGUUUACUCCAACUACUUCGCCGAGCCAGGAUUGGAUACAGCCUACUCCAUGGGACAUCAACAGUCUGAAGCGGUGACCAAACUACCUGAGCUUUCCAGUGACAGCACAUUACUGUCGCACGCGAAACGGAAGUCCCUGAUUUCAUUGAUGGAAUACCGCUUCAGUGAAGGUGACAAUCCAUUCGUGCGGCAGCUCAGGGAGCAGAUAUUCCAGGGUAACUUGGAUUCAGAGGAGCACGUCCUUAGUAUCAGGUCCAUGCAGCAUUAUAUCGGCUCUUACUGGUACCAUUUCCAUGCCCAGAUGCCCAUCCUCCACCAGCCUACUUUUUCCGCGGACGAAAUCCACGAGUAUCUGCUACUCGCAGUCAUGGCCAUUGGUGCUGCAUUUCUGAACAAGGCCCAUGGUCGCGCCGUGACAGAUGCGGCCGCUCGACUCGCCACCUUUAUCGCUUGGCACUUACGGUGGCAGGUCUUCAUGCAUGGCGAUUUCCACCCUCCGGCGAAGCUCUGGGUCUUCCAAACGCUGAUCCUACUCGAGAUCUACGAGAAGAUGAACGCGACCAGGAUGCUGCAUGAGCGCGCGCAUAUCCACUACGCCACCACGAUAAAUCUGAUGCGACGCGGGACCGCGCUCGUCGAGACUGCGACCCAAGAUUCCUCGCGGGCGCCAGCGACUCCGGAAGAAUGGUGGGGGAGGUGGAUCAUAGCAGAAGCGACACGACGUGCAGCGUAUGCGGCUUUCUACCUUGACGCCGUUCACGCGACCAUGUUCGGGCAUGCAGCGAUGAUGGUUGUGCACGAGAUCCGCCUUCCACUGCCCUGCGAUGACGCUCUGUGGUCAGCCACAUCUGCUGCCGAAGUUGGACGCGUGGAAGCCAGUCUGCACGCCAACGGCAUCAAGCCGACAACGUUCCUGGACGGGCUGAAGAAGAUCCUGACCGGUCGCAAAGUCCGCACCAACAACUUUGGGAGGAUGAUCCUCAUGGCAGGCCUGCUAUCUGUCUCGUGGCAUAUGAACCAGCGGGAUCUUCAGGUUUCCAGCCUCGGCGUUUCGCAGACGAUGGGUGUGCCGGAUGGAUGGAGGACUCCGCUCACCAAGGCAUUUGAUUUCUGGAAGAAGGAUUUUGACGAGAAUCUCGAAUAUAUGCGGCGGGCGGCGCUCCCCUGGCAGAAAAGCGAAGGUGUCUCGGGCGACCAAGACAUGGCACACACGGCCGACUGCCUGUACCAUCUCAGCCGGAUCGCCAUGAACGCGGACAUCUUUGACUGCCAGAUUUUCGCGGGCAUCAAGAGGCUGUUUGGCAAAGUCGUGACCAACGCCGACUAUGAGAGGGUCAAAUGUAAGCUCUUCGACUGGGCCAAAGGGCCCAGUGCGAGGGUCGGGGUCUUCCAUGCUCUGCAGCUCCUGAGGUCGGUCAUCCUACCUGCCAAGGGUGGAUCCAGGAAGACGUACAAUGCCCGCGAGGAUCACCUGAUGAUGCGGCCGUGGGCGCUCUACUUCGCCGCGCUGGUUGUCUGGUCGUACGGAUUCGCCUUGGACGGCGUUCUCAGACCGUUUCCGAGCCUGCUGCAACCCGAGACCUCACCGGGAGCGGCCUCGACACUCUCCCACGGUUCCAACCAGUCGAUGCUCAACAUGGCGCACGAUGGCAGCGAGUUCCAAGUCGAAAUGGUGGUGAAAGACGCCCUUGCGUUCCUGCAGACGGUGGGUGCAGUGAAGACCCCGCAGCAGCUGGAGACGAUCAAGGACGGCCGAAACAACGUCGUCGGCGUGUUGACGAUCUUGGAGACGGCUUUUCGAAAUUCGCGGUGGGAGCUGCUGCAUGAGGCCGCGGGACUCCUUCGCAAUGCAGUCAUGUUGCUGCGCGGAGCGAGUCGACAAUGA